AUGGCAGAGGGCAGCAACUCUAUCAACGUGGCUCAGAAUCAGCAAGAGCCAAGGACAUACCAUGUUCAACGGCCAUUGUCCCUUGUACACAUUGACACUAAUCACAAGCUUAUCAGAUACAACAUUGUCAUAUUUGGAGCAAUCGACGGGUUCUCCAGAAAGAUCAUGUAUUUAGAGCCAGCCACAAACAACCGAUCAAGCACUGCUCUGUUGUUUUUUCAGCAGGCAGUGGAAAAAUUUGAUUGGCCCUCCAGGGUUCGAGGUGAUGAAGGUGUGGAAAAUGUGGCCGUAGCUGAAACAAUGUUCCGUGUGAAAGGGACUGGAAGAGGGAGCUUCAUAGCCGGAAAAAGCGUUCACAAUCAACGAAUUGAACGUCUUUGGCGAGAUGUUUGGACCAGUGUAACGCAACUGUACUACGAUGUACUACACACUCUUGAGGAGGAUGGCUUUCUUGAUCUGUCGGAUUCCCUGCAUUUGUUUUGUGCCCUUUACGUGUUUCUGCUUAGACUGGCCAACUCACUUCAUACCUUCACAGAAGCGUGGGACAAUCAUCCUUUGAAGUCUGAAGGAGGAUUGAGCCCCAACCAAUUGUGGGUUAUGGGUCACAUGCAGUCCACUGACCAAAAUGAAGAGGAUUUGCAGGACAUUGAAAUGUUUGGAACUGACUGGAAAACAUUUGACGGUGUCACAGAUUGA
Molecule: messenger RNA, 696 nt
Organism: Knipowitschia caucasica
Lineage: Eukaryota; Metazoa; Chordata; Actinopteri; Gobiiformes; Gobiidae
Source: the annotation of a GenBank genome assembly